Colletotrichum orchidophilum is the source of this 522-nucleotide messenger RNA. RefSeq lists its product as uncharacterized. Bases 1 to 522 code for a protein of 173 amino acids. The record is from RefSeq and is a predicted model, not a curated record. The transcript has a single exon. Lineage: Eukaryota; Fungi; Ascomycota; Sordariomycetes; Glomerellales; Glomerellaceae.
AUGCAGCUCACAAACAUCCUCCUCACCGCUCUCGCCGCGACCGCCUCAGCGCGCUCAACCCCCUCCGCCCGCCGCCAAGCCUCUUCCACCCCAGGCUGCCGCCUCGUCGCACCGACAGACCUAAACUUUGACGUAGCCGAUCUCCGCUCCGGCACCGUCGUCACCAAAGUCCUCACCUUCCCCGUCGGCCCCACCACCGCGGGGCCCUGCCAGCUCAUCGGGGCCUUUAGCCAGGGAUUCCCCGUCGACCAGGGCGGCGACGCCUUUGCGCGCUUGAACGUGCGCGCGCUGGACGGUCCUAGCGCGGGGAGCCUCGUCGGCAGCUUUGGGCCGCUCGAGGUCGAGAACGGUGUCGUUGUGAGGGAUACCGAGCAGGUCGUCAACAGUUUUCAGUGCCGUGAGAGCUUGGCGUUUGAGUUUUCUAUUGCCAACGACGCGGAUGUUGAUGUUGAUAUCAAUGUCACCUUUACGGCGUCUGAGCUUGGUGGGUUUUUUAUUCAGGUUGGGGACCAGUGUAACUAG